GCCGGAGUGAACUACCAACUCAUGAGAAAAAUAUCAUUAAAAGUAAAUACGAACACAGAUACGAACACGAAGAAAAUUACGAAGAUGAAAACGAAUAGGAAUACGAAGACCAAAAGGAAAACCGAGACCAAUAUGAAGGCGAAAGCGAUUACGAAGUCUGGUAUCCCUCUUAAUGGUAAACAUGCAGUCCGGCAACAUUAAAAUCCAGCUGACUCAGGGUUGUUAUCUCGCGAUCAGCUGUUCCACAAAAAUAAACAAUUGGAAAUUGGAGACAAAACAUUGGAGAGAUGCACAAAGUCAAAAGGAACGCAUGGAAGACUGGACAAAAAUCGCUGAAUAUUUGCCAAAAUAUGAAGAAAUUAAAAACAUUUUACAAAGUGAACCAGAAGCGGAUUACAUAAUCCGGGAGGCAGCAGCAGAUGUUGGAAAAACAAAUGAAGAACGCGAGUUUAACGAUGAAAUAUUCUACCUUGUUUCCAGCUUAGCCGACAAAUUUUGGGAACGCAUACACACAGGUCACUUCAGUGCAGUGCCAAUAGAAGUGCGAAAAAUUUAUGCGCUGGCUUGUUAUUAUAAAAUAUACUAUCUGUUUUGUGAAAGUUUAUCGAAAACGCAGUUAUUGCGUUGCUCCGAGAUACUCGAUGAAGCCAUACUUAUUGGAUGCACACAAUCAUUAUAUAAAGGCAGUGACCAAUUUCAAACCCAACUGACUAGCUAUAUUAGCAAAGUUUCAGAGGACAAUGCAGAGAGGUAUCUGCCAAUCAUAGCUGAGCUUGAGCGUCAACAAUAUAAAUGUGAUAUACCCGUCUUGGAUUGUCCCUCAGUUGAGAACUUUCACAAAAUAUGUUUCAAUUCCGAGCAACCAGCGCUGCUGCUCAACACAAUUGCACAUUGGCCUGCUAUGCAUAAAUGGCGGGAUCUUAACUAUCUACAUAAACUAGCCGGUAAUCGAACAGUACCAAUUGAAAUCGGUGCCAACUACACGACAGAUGAAUGGUCACAGCAGCUAGUCAAAAUACGCGAUUUCCUGCGCAGACAAUUCGUGCAAAGCAACACACAAAUUGAAUAUUUGGCACAACAUGAACUGUUCGAUCAAAUACCGGCACUUAAAACCGACAUACGCAUACCCGACUACUGUAUUUUGCACUCCAGCGGUAAUAGCUCCGAUCCUGAAAAGGUUUCAAUUAAAGCUUGGUUGGGACCUAAAAAUACCAUAUCACCACUACAUUAUGAUCCCGAACACAAUUUGCUCUGUCAAGUGUUUGGCCGAAAGCAGGUCAUAUUAGCAGCACCGACUGAUACUGCAAAGUUGUAUCCUCAUGAUUCCGAAAUGCUUUGUAAUACCUCAAAAUUGGAUGCAACUCGGUUGGACUUAGAGCGAUUUCCGUUAGCAGCAGAGGUUGCGUUUUAUAAUGUAACUUUACAGGUAGGCGAUUGCCUUUACAUACCACCAAAGUGGUGGCAUUAUGUACGUGCCGAGAGUGAAAGUUUCUCUGUAAGCUUUUGGUGGUCAUAAUUUUGUAUAAAUAUGUUAAAUUAGAAUGUGAUUAAACAACAAAUGCUGAAUAAGUUCAAUAUUUUGAAUAUCAAUGUUGAGAAGUCAUAUAAUGACUUUGUCUGUGCAAUGAUAACGGUAUAUGAUCGUUAUCACAUAACCUAGUGCGCUUAAAUUAAUUUUUUAAUUGUGACUCGGCGCAUUGGUAGCCCUUGGACAGCGCAAAUAUAGAGAUAAUGAAUUCUAAGCUGAAAACAACGUAAAAUUUUAUUUAUAAACAGGUUUUUACUUGAAUACAUUCUGCUAGACAAGUAUUCGUUCAUAUGCAUGCAAACAAUGGCUGAUGUGUACUAAAAUAGAAAACAAAAGAAAUCAAUGAGUCAUCGUCCAAAUCAUCUCAGCUGGUUUCAAAGGUACAAGUACAAGUCAUAAUAAAUAUAUAGCAAAAUGGGGGUUUAUGAUUCUUCCACGUUUGAUUAUACAAUAAUUAUGAUAGCGUAGUAAAGUUGAUCCCAAUUAUAAGCAAUGGGUUUUCUGAGGCAGAAAAUAACUCCAAAAUUUAUUUAUAAUUCACAAUUU
Messenger RNA from Rhagoletis pomonella (apple maggot), 2074 nucleotides. Its product is annotated as bifunctional peptidase and arginyl-hydroxylase JMJD5-like. The record is from RefSeq and is a predicted model, not a curated record. Lineage: Eukaryota; Metazoa; Arthropoda; Insecta; Diptera; Tephritidae. Gene Ontology annotation, molecular function: histone H3K36 demethylase activity. Gene Ontology annotation, cellular component: nucleus.